AUGGCGUUGUCUUUAGAUGAUAAGCUUCUGGGUGAGAAAGUUCACAAUUAUUGCAGCAGUAGCAGUGAAAACGAAGAAGAGAGUGAAGAUGGAGGGGAGCAAAGGGAGGCAUCAAACGAUGUUCCUAAGUGCUUGAAUCCACCAAUAUCUCAUCCAAACUGUCCACAGACUGGACCAAAAGGUGUUAUUUCGGAUUAUAAGCAUUUUAAAAGUGUGGAGAGGGAAAAAAAUGAGGAGAAGGAAAGAAAGAUUCUAGAAUAUGCUAAGUUACACUCUCUUAGCUGCAGACCAUAUAGUGAAGAUAUAAAGGAAAGUGAGAAGGAUGAGAAAGUCUUCGAAUCUUCAGACAGUGGCAGUGACGAUGAGUUUCUGACGCAAUAUCGACAGAGUCGAAUGAAUGAACUUAAACGAGCGAGGGAACCCUUACCAACUUUCAACAAGAUUUACGACCUGACGGCGAAUACAUUCGUGGAGGAGAUAGACAACACGAACAAGGAUACUACAGUUGUAGUUUACAUUUAUGAAUAUGAUUAUCCACAUGUGAAGUUUUGCAGGAUAAGAGCUUCCGAUGCCCAUCUCAGCCACCGAUUUUCGCAUUAUGGUGUUCCUGCAGUUCUAGUUUACAAAAAUGGGGAAUUAAUAGGCAAUAUGCUAUCUAUCACUAAGGAUCUUGGGGACGAAUUCUAUCCAAGCGAUUUUGAAAAUUAUCUAGUUGAACAUGGAUUUCUUCCCGACAAAACAAUGGUCCUGCCUACAGUGAUGAUGGAUUCUAGUUCUCACUCAUGA
Heterobilharzia americana is the source of this 786-nucleotide messenger RNA. The record is from the annotation of a GenBank genome assembly. Lineage: Eukaryota; Metazoa; Platyhelminthes; Trematoda; Strigeidida; Schistosomatidae.